AUGCCAGGUGCAGCCGCAGACCGCAAGACAGACCUGGCACGGGCACAAGAUGACAUCCUCGUCCUCCUCGUCUGCCUCCAGCACCUCCAGCAGCAUCCCAUCAAUUGGCAGGAAGCAGCAGCCACAGCCACCGAACCACCCUGUCGCAUCUCCUUCCAGAGUCUACGCUCACGCUACCACUCUAUCCUCGAGCGAUAUGGCGCAACGGGGUUGAAGUCGAUGCAAGCAACGGGCACAAAGGAACGCAGGACACCUGUGCAGCGAGGAGGGAAGCGGGCGCGUGUACAGUACCUCGAGAGCGAUCGAUCGGUGGAUAUGGCAGCCACGCAAGAAGGACAUCCGGUCAAGAGACAGCGCCUGUCACAGCAUAUUCAGCGACGCAUGCAAGCAGCAGAGACAGACGAACCAGCGAGUGAUCUCGACGACCUCUCCAGUAAUCCACCACGCUGGAUACAAGAGCAGCAGCAACAGCGAUUGCAGCAAGUCACUGCGAUGCAACGAGGUACGAGCAAGGGUAUCUCUGCCAGAGAACUGCGUGACUUGACCAUGUCAACGAUGCAGAGACAGCAAGCACCAGCUUUAGCAGCGGAAGCAACAGCACCCUCGCUCAAAGUAGUGCUCAAGGUGAAUUACCAACGUCAUUGGCAUCUCCUCAGCACGUCUUUACCCAGUACAAGGCUGCAUCCUCGUCCUGCUGUGAGUCUGCGUCGACCCGCACCGCAAGUCCUACAACGCCACAGUCGCGCGUCAUCUUCCUCCUCUCACUCGCGGUCUCCAUCAACCGGACUGAUGCCUGCAGCUGCAGGAAUGGAUGUGGAUGCUUGGAAGCGAGAAAGCUCAGAGUUGACCUCGCCACCUGCUUCUUCUUCGUCUCCCGUGUCCUCACCUGGAAUACAGAGUACACAGACGCAUGCUUACACUUGGCAGACGCAAGAUGAGCCUCUUCCGACACAGCAUGACAAUGCUGAAGGGGUCCAUGUUGAAGACCAUGAUUUCGAUCCAGCGUGGAUCUUGCCAACAGAGGCAUCAAAGCAGCAGCAACAACAGCAUGAUGGCAAUAUUCAGAUUUUAGCGGAUGCAGCAGCCAUGGCUAACAAGCACUACGAGGAGGAAUUGCGCUCCAUGUUGCUUCCCUGUCGCCCAAGCAGCGAUGAUGGAUUCGCCAUGCUGCAGCGACGACUGUCUUUUGAGCACCGCGUGAUUGGGUAUGAGGAAGGCGAAGGAUGGCUAUCGCCGAGGGAGUAG
Molecule: messenger RNA, 1245 nt
Organism: Protomyces lactucae-debilis
Lineage: Eukaryota; Fungi; Ascomycota; Taphrinomycetes; Taphrinales; Protomycetaceae
Exons: 2
Coding region: 1-1245 (414 amino acids)
Source: RefSeq, a predicted model, not a curated record